This is a messenger RNA of Juglans microcarpa x Juglans regia, 673 nucleotides long. RefSeq names its product putative disease resistance RPP13-like protein 1. Lineage: Eukaryota; Viridiplantae; Streptophyta; Magnoliopsida; Fagales; Juglandaceae. The record is from RefSeq and is a predicted model, not a curated record. Bases 138 to 482 code for a protein of 114 amino acids. The transcript is spliced from 2 exons.
GUCCCACGUACGUUCCUCAAAAUAAUUUUGUGAGACUGCUCUAAGCUUUUUGCCAGAAGAACCAGAGACUUCCUCUUCUGAAAGUUUUGCUGAUCUUUGCAUACUUCAUCAAUUCAUUCCUUUCUCCGACGAAAAUAAUGGCAGUGGGAGAGCUCUUUCUUUCUGCAUUCCUUCAAGUGAUGUUUGACCGAUUGGCAUCUCCUGAGUUGCUGCAAUUCGCUCGCAAAGAGGGACUUCGAAAACAGCUGGACAAGUGGGCCAAAACGUUGACAAGAAUUCAAAAGGCUCUUCAUGAUGCAAAGGAGAAGCAAUACACCAAAAGGAUAGUGAAACAGUGGCUUGAUGAUCUCAGAGACUUGGCCUAUGACUUGGAAGAUAUACUAGACGAGUUCACCACGGAAGCAGCUUUGCGACGCAAGUUGAUGGGUGAAAGUCAAGUUAGCACUAGUAAGGAUAUGAAGAACCCACGCCCAAAGGACUAGACGAGGCUGACUAGUCCACGGAGAGAUGACAAAGAACUGAAAACUACGUUUAUCCACUUUCUGAACGCGAUUUUGGAGAUCAUAGCCGAGCUGUUCACAAUUUAGUAGAAUAGAUUUUAAUUCCAAACUGUAUUUGGGCGCUAUUUCCAGUACUUAUGUUGAGACCUUUUGGAUAAGUGUGGUAACUUUUG